AUGGCGACCAUCUCCCGCACGGCGGUGGAGACGACGACGACGACGACGACUGUGUCGUCCUUCCGACUUCCUGAGCGACUUGCAAGCCUCACGGCUUCGUCGCCGCUCCUGACCAAGCUCAGCAGCUCUACGGCUACGCUGUAUGCUUCUUCGCCUCUUGCCCAGUCGCUGACGUCCAAGGUGGUGGCUGCCGCCUCGCCGUAUGUCCCGCAGCUGGCCAAGCUCGACGCCUUUGCGGUGGAUUCGCUCGACUCGGUCUCGGCCAAGGUGACCAACAUGUCCGAGACGGUCUCGGCCAAGGUGACCGAUGUCUCUGCGAGUGUGUCGGCCAAGGUCGACGAGGUCAACACGACGACGGCUGCCAUCCGCACCAAGGUGGCCGGCAAGACGACCCAGAUCCGCUCGUCGGUGGCGACUGUCCUUGCCGAUCCAGUCGAGGUGACUCUCGCCACGCUCGAGGCGCUGCUCGAGGUCGACCCUGAGGCUGCCGAGCUUCCGGUGGUCGAUGGCGAGACGGAGCCGAAGGAAGCCGAGACGGAGGCUGCGGCUGCCAAGCCGGCUGCGCUCGCGCGGGCCAAGGUCAUUGCUGCCAAGGCAAGUGUUCUGACUGCGGAUGCGCUGACGGCGCAGACGAACGAGCUGAAGACCAAGAUGGCGGCGUCGCUGGCGUCUGUGGCUGCGGCAACGGCGCCGCGGGCCCGCUCGGUCUUUGCUGCCAUUCCGUACUCUGAGAACAUUGCUGCUGCCGUAGCCUCGAUCUACGGCUCGCUGGUGGUGCCUGCUUCUGCCAAGGUCGGUGUCGAUGCCGACGCCAUUGUUGCUACUCUUGUGAACUUGCUGAACGUGCCUGCCGACGCUACCGCCGGCGCCAACGCUGACGCUGACGAUGGUCCCGGUGUGCCUGCCGCGUCACCCAUCCACAACACCUCGCUUAACUCGACGCUCGACGUGACCCAGCAUACACUCGACGCCGACGACGAGGCGCCGGCCGACGACGGCUGCGACGAUGACGACGGCUCGGUCUCUUCUGACGGCGGCGCACUCGAUCCGGACGACUCGGCCUUUUCAGAGCUCGAGCCCUCGCGCAUCAUCGAGACACUCUUCUGA
Molecule: messenger RNA, 1107 nt
Organism: Thecamonas trahens ATCC 50062
Lineage: Eukaryota; Apusomonadida; Apusomonadidae
Exons: 1
Coding region: 1-1107 (368 amino acids)
Source: RefSeq, a predicted model, not a curated record